AUGCCGGAGGAGUUGGGGAAGGAACCCUUCCCCAACUAUCAGGCGGGCGGUGGGCGCUUUUUGGUGGAGGGGAAGCCAGUAGAGUUCCUGGUAGAUACAGGGGCUCAGUACUCCAUCCUCAAUAAGAAGGAGGGAAAGAUUUCUUCAAAAACUAACCUGGUCCAGGGGGCAACAGGGGCGAAGCAGUAUCAUUGGACAACACAGCGACAAGUGAACCUGGGAACUAAACAAGUGUCCCAUUCAUUCUUGAUUGUACCUGACUGUCCUGGACCACUGUUAGGAAGAGAUUUAUUAUCCAAACCCCAAGCCCAUAUAUUCUUUCACAAAAACAGUGUCCAGGUUACUGAUGGGGAAGGCUCCCCUCUACAGGUCCUGAUGGUCGCCUUACAUGAUGAAUACCACUUGUAUAAAGGUGUAGAAGACCAACGUGCAGGCUUAAUGGAUAUGGCUCCAUGGCUGGAAGAGUUUCCCCAAGCCUGGGCAGAAACUGGAGGAAUUGGAUUGGCGAAACACUGACCACCCGUUAUUGUGGACUUAAAAUCCUCUGCCAUACCGGUAAGAGUCCGACAGUAUCCCACGCCCAGGGAAGCCCGGAAAGGCAUACAACCCCAUAUCCAGCGGCUGUUAUGGGAAGGGGUACUAAAGAGGUGCCGGUCUGCAUGGAAUACACCCCUCCUACCAAUAAAGAAACCAGGGGGGGAAUACCGACUGGUGCAGGAUCUGAGGGAGGUAAAUCACCAAGUUGAAGACAUACAUCCCACAGUCCCUAACCCUUACAUGCUGCUCAGUAAUCUUCCUCCAGAUCAUGUGUGGUAUACUACCCUGGACUUGAAGGAUGCCUUCUUUAGCCUGCCCCUAGCCCUGCAGAGUCAAGACAUUUUUACCUUUGAAUGGUUUGAUGAAACGGAUAAAGUCCUCAGCCAGCUGACCCGGACAAGGUUGGUCUAAGGGUUCAAGAACUCACCCACUUUGUUUAACAAGGCCUUGAGUGACAACUUACGUGAGUACCGGGGUCAAAACUCGCAAGUAACUUUACUACAAUAUGUGGAUGACUUGUUAAUAGCAGCCCCCGAUCGGGCAGGGUGCCUUGAAGCAACCAGGAAACUGCUCACCACUCUGGGAGAGCUGGGGUUUCGAGCUAGUUCCAAGAAAGCUCAGAUAGCUAAGCCAGAAGUCACAUACUUGGGGUACAAGUUGAGAGCUGGGCAGAGGUGGCUCACUGAAGCCAUGAAACAGACUAUCCUACAGAUUCCCUGACCCACAAACCCGAGGCAGAUAACAGAAUUUUUAGGAACAGUAGGUUAUUGCCGGCUGUGGAUUUUAGAUUUUGCCACAAAAGCAAAGUCACUCUAUGAGUUCAGUAGAGAAGAGUCGGAGUGGGACUGGACUCCAGAGAGGGACUCAGCUUUUAAAGAACUUAAGGAAGCACUCCUUAAAGCCCCAGCAUUGACAUUACCUGACCCCACUAAACCAUUUCAUCUGUUUGUUGAUGAGAAAAAAGGAAUAGCCAAGGGGGUCCUAAUACAACAACAGGGGCCAUGGAAGAGGCCAGUAGCAUACCUCUCAAAGAAAUUGGAUCUAGUAGCAGCAGGAUGGCCCCCUUGCUUGAGAAUUAUUGCUGCCACCGCUCUGCUAGUUAAAGAUGCAGAUAAGUUAACCCAUGGACAGACUUUGAAAGUAACCACUCCCCAUGCCAUUGAAGGAGUGCUCAAACAGCCUCUGGGGAAAUGGAUAACCAACGCCAGAUUAACUCAUUAUAAGAGUCUAUUACUUGACACUCCAAGGGUACAAUUCUUAGCACCAAUAGUUUUAAACCCCACCACCCUGCUACCUAACCCUGACCUAGAUAAACCUGUGCACGACUGCUCAGAAAUACUCGCAGAGGUAAAUACGGUCAGAAAGGACUUGUGAGGCUGCCCGUUGGAAAACAGUGACUUCAUCUGUUUCAUGGAUGGAAGCAGUUUCGUACAGGAUGGACUAAGGUAUGCAGGGGCCAUGGUGGUAGAUAACCGGGAGGAGAUUAUUUGGGCCGACGCUUUACCGCCAGGAACUUCCACUCAGAAAGCUGAACUUAUCGCCCUGGCGGAGGCAUUGGAAAGGGCGGAGGGAAAGAGGCUAACGGUCUAUACUGACAGUCGUUACGCAUAUGCAACUCUUCAUAUACAUGGCGUCAUCUACCGGGAGCGUGGGUUCAAAAACACAGAAGGAAGAGAAAUGAAGAACCAGACAGAAAUCCUUCGCUUGUUAUCAGCUGUGACCCGGCCGUGAAUGGUAGCGGUGGUUCACACCCCGGGACAUCAGAGGGGACACUCCCCUGAAGCAAGAGGCAACCGAGCAGCGGACCAGACAGCUAAGAGAGCUGCCCUCCAAAUGGUACGAACUUUAGUAACUAACCUACUGUGCCCGCAACUGGAACCCCUGCCCCCUACUCCCAAUUACUCUGAAAAAGACAUACAGAGGGCUGAGAAAUCACCACAGAUAGAAAAAGAUCAGAUUGGAUGGUAUAUGGACUUGGAGAGAAAACUUAUUCUCCCAGAAGAAUUGGGGAGGCAUCUUCUCACACACCUCCACCAAGUGACUCACUUAGGGGAAUGGAAAAUGUUGGCAUUACUGGACAAAGGGCAGGUCCGUAUGCACCAUCAGAAGCAAGCGGCUCAGAGUGUGGUAGACCGGUGCUGGGCCUGUCAGGUCAUGAAAAUAGGGAAGAGGAAGAACACACACACAGGGAAACUGAGAUACAAAGAUAUAAUUAAUGACAACAUCAAAAUGAAAGGGAAGAUGAUUGGUGUAGAUAUAGAACUUUCACAUGUUAAGGACAAGUUGGUGGUUUCAAGAUAUAACAAUUUGUUUUAA
Orycteropus afer afer is the source of this 2853-nucleotide messenger RNA. The record is from RefSeq and is a predicted model, not a curated record. NCBI's taxonomy places the organism in Eukaryota, Metazoa, Chordata, Mammalia, Tubulidentata, Orycteropodidae.